AUGAGCAGCCAUAUCAAUGCCGCUGAUCUUUGGGCUAAGGGGAAUGCAGAGCAAUGGCACUUCAGAUGUUGGAGAUCAACAGGACUGGGGAUUGCUCGAGAAUGUGAGCUGGACUAUCGCCGCAGAGCAGCUGCUUCUGGCGAUGUCGAUGCCAUGCUUGAUGUAGCUGAUGCUUACCUGUCGAGCGAUGAGACGACUUUGGCGUACCAGUGGGCAAGCUUGGCAAGCACCAGCGGAAGCAUUCGAGCCAACUUCAGUGUGGCAUAUCUGAAGCAACACGGAGUCGGAACGGUGCAGGAUGUCGACGGUGCUUGCAAGACUUAUUGCUCUCUCUUGCAUCUUGACACAGAGCCACUGCUUGUUCGAGGCAUGGUGCUCUUUCAAAUCGCGCGUUUGAGAGUAGCAACCGGGAUGGAAUGCUGCGAAGCUGCUGAGCACUCCCUGCGAUGGGUUAGCCAUUGGGCCGCUGUCUUUGGACUUCUACUGAGUGUUGGUGCCACAAGCUCCUUUUUCUAG
Symbiodinium necroappetens is the source of this 516-nucleotide messenger RNA. NCBI's taxonomy places the organism in Eukaryota, Dinophyceae, Suessiales, Symbiodiniaceae. The record is from the annotation of a GenBank genome assembly.